This is a messenger RNA of Lecanosticta acicola, 1446 nucleotides long. The record is from the annotation of a GenBank genome assembly. NCBI's taxonomy places the organism in Eukaryota, Fungi, Ascomycota, Dothideomycetes, Mycosphaerellales, Mycosphaerellaceae.
AUGAAGAAGACACUGCUCCUCGUCUUCAUCCACGGGUUCAAGGGCAGCGACCACACGUUCCACAACUUUCCCCGAGACCUCCAAAGCCAGCUUGCGAAGGCGCUUCCCAAGCUCAACGUCGUCGCGCUACAAUAUCCACAAUACGAGACAAGAGGAGAUUUAAGAGAUGCAGUUGCAAGUUUCAAAGAAUGGCUGCAGAACAAUGUGAUCGACCUCGAGGUCGCGAGAGGCACGGCGAGUCCCAAUAUCGAUCCGGGUGUACAUGUGAUCCUGUGUGGACAUUCUAUGGGUGGUAUUGUAGCUGCUGAGACUCUGUUGAGUAUUGCCCGCGAUGAGCCGGUGCCUUCCUCGAAUGCGGCGGAUGUGACGAAUUCCACGGCAGGGGCGUCUUCGAAUCGGCCUCGGAGGAGUGAGGAGGAGCAGGAGACUACGUCGACCACGCCGGAGCCUUCCAGAUUCUUCUUCCCGUACAUUCAAGCUGUGCUCGCGUUUGACACUCCUUAUCUCGGGAUCUCACCUGGCGUGUUGGCACAUGGAGCAGAAGAGCAGGGUGUGACGGCGUACAAAGCUUUCGAUACCGCAACCAAGUUCUUUGGCUGGAAUUCUCCCAACCGCGGCGCCUCGCCUGCUGCUGGAAAUGCCGAAGCAGCUGGCAGAGGCCUUCCAGCGGCGAAUAGCAGCAGCAGCGGUGGUGCAAGCAAAUGGGGAAAAUACGCUAUGUAUGGAGGCGCUGCGGCUGCGAUAGCUGGUGUGGCAGGCGCAGCAUAUCUCAACUGGAACCAGAUCAACCAAGGUCUCACAUGGGCAGGAUCCCAUCUCGAAUUCGUUGGCUGUCUAGCGAAGGGUGCGGAGCUACAGAACAGAGUAGAGAAGAUUGUGGACCUCACACAAACCCACGGCAUUGGAUUUGCGAAUUUCUACGGCGCACUGGACGAAAAGAUCACGAGCAAGACGAAGUAUGCGGGAGCGAUACUGGGGCAGGACCGCACAUUCUGCGUUGUUCCUAAGGAGGCACGGAAAGCUGACAGUCCAACGGGCACAAAACGAGACCAUCCACCUUCUGAGCAGCGCUCGCGAGGUGCCAAAAGACAACGAACUCAGGGCGGAGCGGAAAUGGAAGCCGAGAUGGAGCACGGCGAACAGGUUCAGGAAUUCAUAGAGGACACGACCAAGAGCAAAGGAAAAUGGGUCAAGUGCGUGAAUGCGAAGGUCGGCGACGAACUCUCGGCGCACACCAGCAUGUUCUCGAAGGGCAAGAAUCCGGAUUACGGAGAUAUGGUCCCGAGGGCGCGAGAUCAGAUCUUGGAAUGGAUCGAUGGGAAUUGGUACGAGGACUCUGCGGAUGAGCAGAAGCAGGCGGCGCAGAAGCAGGAAAGCGAGGAGAAUGCUACUGCCGGCAGUGAGGCAGCCCCUGUGGAUGAAGACAUGACUACAGCAACCACGUAA